Messenger RNA from Hypomesus transpacificus, 2757 nucleotides. RefSeq names its product zinc finger protein 853-like. Lineage: Eukaryota; Metazoa; Chordata; Actinopteri; Osmeriformes; Osmeridae. The coding region runs from base 93 to 1355 and encodes 420 amino acids. The transcript is spliced from 9 exons. The record is from RefSeq and is a predicted model, not a curated record.
CGUAUUUCUACACCUACCAUUUCAGACUCAGCACGAGCAGAUUCAUCUUCAAGUCUAGUAGUAAAAAUUGUUCCUGAUCGUCCCUGACUACCAUGGAUUCAUUCAAUAUUUUCACAGAGUUUGAAAUGAUGGACAUAUACCUGGAGCAGGAGCAGCUGCUGAUGCUGAUUCUGAAGCAGGAGCUGGAGCUGAUGCAGGAGCUGAAGCUUAAGAUGGAGAAAUAUGAUCCCUGGAAUGUUCAUGGAUUUUUCACAGAGUUUGAAAUGAUGGACAUAUACCUGGAGCAGGAGCAGCUGCUGAUGCUGAUUCUGAAGCAGGAGCUGGAGCUGAUGCAGGAGCUGAAGCUUAAGAUGGAGAAAUAUGAUCCCUGGAAUGUUCAUGGAUGGUUUAUAAGGAUGGACAUAUACCGCGAGCAGGGGCAGCAGCGGAUGCUUAUUCUGAAGCUGGAGCAGGAGCUGGAGCAGAAGCUGAAUCUUAAGAUGGAGAAAUAUGUUCGCUGGAAUGUUCAUGGAUCUUUGAAAAGCCGUAGAAUGAUGGACAUAUACCUGGAGCAGGAGCAGCAGCUGAUGCUGAUUCUGAAGCAGAAGCUGGAGCUGAUGCAGGAGCAGAAGCUGGAGCUGAUGCAGGAGCAGAAGCUUAAGAUGGAGAAAUAUGAUCCCUGGAAUGUUCAUGGAUCUUUGAAAAGCCCUAGAAUGAUGGACAUAUACCUGGAGCAGGAGCAGCAGCUGAUGCUGAUUCUGAAGCUGGAGCUGAAGCUGAUGCAGGAGCUGGAGCAGAAGCUGAAGCUGAAGCUGAAGCUGAAGCUGAAGCUGAAGCUUAAGAUGGAUAAACAUGAUCGCUGGAAUGUUCAUGAAUGGUUUAUAAGGAUGGACAUAUACCGCAAACAGGGGAAGCAGCAGAUACUUAUUGUGAACCAGGAGCAGCAGCUGGAGCUGUUCUCAAGCUUCUGCUUAAGAUCAGCAGGAGCUGGAGCAGGAGCUGGAGCUGAUUUUAAGAAGGAGCAGAAGCUUAAGAUGGAGAAAUAUGAUCCCUGGAAUGUUCAUGGAUACUCAGUGACCCACGCCAUCCUGUGGAGACAUGCUGCUAAUGAAGAGAUCGAGAAGCUGCUGGAAGCCACUAGUGUUGUUGAUAAAUCAUCCUGGGGCAUGCUAAAAGAUAAUCAAGCUGGACCUGGUCCUGAAGGAGAGAUCAACAAGAUGGAGGAAGGUCUUCCAGCUCCAGGAUGGAUCCCGGAUGGUUCAGUGCUGCAGUGUCUUCCUGUCUGUCUCCUGCUGUGUGCUCUCCUCUCCAGAGGGGGCGUGUCCACUGAGGCAGGGCACGGCCCCAUGCAGGGGUGUGUCUGUCUGACAGCCUGAGACAGAUCAGCACCACCAACACCAGGCAGUACUCCUACUCAGUAUUUACACCUGUUCUCUCAUGGGGGCAACACACCAAAACACACUAAACAUGUUUUCAUUUACAAUCUGGGUUCCUUGAUCUGAGUUCUCUGAGAAGAUUUCCCAUUUGAGAUGACAGGUGUGAAUAUUUAGUAUGUGACUUUGAUGGUUAGACUCCAUCCUGGCCUAGUUCUGACCUUAAAUCAUGACACAUUACAACACAUAAUGAAAUGUCAUGAAUCAUUGUACGGUACUUUUUUUUUUUUUUACAGAUAUAAUCUUUUAAUUGAUAUUUACACAACGCUGUAGUUGUUGAUUUACAUGUCUAUUAAUUUCUGUGAUCAUUAUGAGAAAUAAUUAUACAAGUCUAUAGCAUGUGGUUGAUUAAUUUUGUGAUAUAGCUAACAUUAUUUCUUUUUCCCGUCAGGUCAGUCUUAGAUUGCUACUGGUGAUUCUGUAACCCGGUACGACCUGUGCAGUGCUUUUAACAAACUUUCUAGAGAGUUCAUAACAGAGAGCAGUCUACAUUUCCCUCUGGUGGUGUCAGGUCCAGAGAGCCAGCUACUGGUUUAUGCAGCCCAGCCUGUUACGGCGCUAGCCGUGCAGCGUGUGUGUGUGCUGGCCUGCUGCAGCCUGCAGGAUAGAAAAACAGUGACGUCAGCAGUUUAUAUCCUCUCAAAGGAUCUGUAGUUGUUGCCAUUUAACUCCUUCAAGUUUUAUUUUAGAUUGUUUCUGGGCUUCUUUGUUGUAUCCUUGAGUUUAGGAGGUGCCUUUUAAAUGACAUUUUCAAUCCUUAUUAUUAUUCUUACAACUUUGAAUUGCGCUAUGGGGGCCACUUAUAUGAAAGCUGGGGAGGUGGUCAGAGAGAUGCAGAGCAGUCUCUCCUUGCUUCCCGAGCAGAAGGCAGAAGACCGGUCAUUGAGAAAACAUAAGAGAAGCCUGGAACUGCCUGUCAUAACAGGAGAGAACCUGGUAGAGUUACACGAUGAUGUUCCUGUCAGAUCAGACUGCUCUCCUCCACCUUACCAUCCUGUCAUGGGGGCAAGAAGACUAAAACGUAGUCAAAGCAUGGAAUUUCCACCAAAUUUUUAAGUUCCCAACAUGUUUAUUGAUCAAUUGAUAUUGCUGGUAGGUAUUUAAAUCAUGGAUGCAAUUUAUGUAUUUUUCUCAACAGUCACAUUUCAAUUGCAACUAAUAGGGGAACCUUGAUGUAACGGGAAGAUGUAAAGAUAAUGUAACUGCAGACCUGGUGUUAUUCUUUACUAUCAGAUUCAGGAAGACCGAGACCCCACUAUUCAAGAUGAAUCAGCCUAUCAUUGAUGCACUGUAAAUACUGUAUCUUUUGUACUUUUAUUUUCUGAAUAAACAACUUUCAACUUAA